Phyllotreta striolata is the source of this 1681-nucleotide messenger RNA. NCBI's taxonomy places the organism in Eukaryota, Metazoa, Arthropoda, Insecta, Coleoptera, Chrysomelidae. The record is from the annotation of a GenBank genome assembly.
CAAAAACAAUACCCUAACCUCACAUUUGCUGUCCCUGUGUUUUGAAAAUUUUUAAGUUCACGGAACUAGAACACGUUAUGUCGAGUGUAAAUUGUUAAAAUGCUUACCACUAAAAGAAUAAUCCGACGUUUGAGCACGAAACCGAAACCGUUGGUCACCCCGGACAAAACGGUAAUCGACAAUGUAAACAACAACGUGUACAAAUUCAGAAAACACCCGGGAAUAAUUCAAGCCAAAACGAUAAUCUUACCCGAUCGUUUGAUCAAGUCCACAUUGAACGUUCUCCAGGAACAUCCAGCGGCGAGUUUGUUCGAAGCCAGCCAGAAACUGGCGCGACAUUUAACCGGAAGAAAAAUUUGCCAGGAAGAAUCCGAAUUAAACGAGAAGUUGAGCAAAAUCCAGGCAAAGGUACUGAACAAAUACCUGCACGUUGACGACGAUCCAGACAUCAAAACUACCGUACAAAAUGAGAUACAAAGAUUAGCCGGAAAACGUAUAUACAACUGGAAACCGAUCAAAUACGAUUCGAACAACUCCCUGUUGUAUUUAAUAGCGCGAAUGGCUCCAGAAUACGCCGUUUUAUUUAGAAUAUUCGCCGAAAUACGAUCCAGACAUCCAGAUUUCAAGCCGAGAGGCUUGCUAGAUUUCGGAUCCGGCACCGGAUCGGUCACCUGGGCAGCGAAUUCCUACUGGAAACCCACCCUAAUCGAAUACUUCAAUAUAGAUUCGUCCAGAGAAAUGAACGAUUUGGCCGAAUUGCUGCUGAAAGGAGGCCACGGAAACUCCCAACUGCCUCUCACCGGCGUGUUUUACAGGCAGUUUUUCCCCGUCAACGCCCCCUCGUACGAUCUAGUGUGCUCCGCUUACAGCCUGUUCGAGCUACCUUCGAUGGAACGCCGGCUGGAAAUCCUAUCCAAAUUGUGGAGGAAAACGGAUAGAUUUUUGGUGAUCGUCGAGCAAGGCACCAACGCUGGAUUUAAACUCGUAAACGAAGCCAGGGAUUUUAUUAUAAGCACCGAGGAUAACACGAGGGACUAUACAUGUAAGGUAUUCAGCCCGUGUCCUCACGAACUGGAAUGUCCUAGAUUUCUAAUCGAUGACGGGACGCCCUGUAAUUUCGAAGUUACCUAUCAUUCAAUGCCCUUCGGGAGGCCUUCUACGCUCAACAAGGAGAGAUAUUCGUACGUGGUGUUGGAGAAACGAAGACGAGAGAGUGUACAAGGUGAUUUCAAUCAGGAGAAACAAAGAGAAGAGACUGUAGAAGGUGAUUUCGAUCUGGAAAAACGAAGAGGAAACACUGAAGAUGGUGAAUCUGAUUGGCCGAGAUUGGUGAGGCCUACGCUGGUCAAAUCAAAGCACACCAUUUGCAGGAUGUGUUGCCCCGAUGGGAAGCUUCGAGAGGUGAUAUUCACCAAAUCGAAGCACGGUAAAGUGAUGCAUUGGUGCGCGAGGGCUUCGAAAUGGGGCGACUUGUUGCCCGUUAAGGUGGAGGCCGCUCGAGACGAUGGGGAUGAUGGGGAAAAGGAAGAAGAUGAAGUGGUUUAGUUUCGGAUUCCUAAAACCAGUGAAAUUUCAGAAAAUGUACUAACAGUUGGCGCAAGUGCAGUGGAUCUGAGAGACUAUUUUCAAAGUAAAUGUAUUGUUAUUGUCGCAUUGUAAAUACAGUAAAUUUGCAUAAGCA